Molecule: messenger RNA, 2479 nt
Organism: Punctularia strigosozonata HHB-11173 SS5
Lineage: Eukaryota; Fungi; Basidiomycota; Agaricomycetes; Corticiales; Punctulariaceae
Exons: 13
Coding region: 66-2285 (739 amino acids)
Biological process (GO): amine metabolic process
Molecular function (GO): quinone binding; primary methylamine oxidase activity; copper ion binding
Source: RefSeq, a predicted model, not a curated record
CACGCCUCGCCCGUUCGACGUCCGUGCCAUAUAGCAAGCAAGAGCCUACGAGCCUAAAGCCCAAGAUGCCGACCCAGGAUUUCAUCCCGAGCACGGCGACCACGAUCCAGGAGAAGCCGACGUCGAAGCCGAAGAUCAGCCAUCCUUUAGAUCCGCUGACCCCAGAUGAGAUCGCUGCGGUGACGCUCAGCGUGAGGCAAUACGUCGCGGCGAAGACGGACGUUAGCGCCGUCAGGUUCAUCACCUGCUAUCUUCUGCCGCCUCCAAAGAAGGACGUGCUCGCCUUCCUGGGCAUUCCAUUGGGCCCGGGGGAGAAACCACUCCCUCCCCCUGAGAAGAUCGUGCGCAAAGCCGAGGUGGAUUUCAUCGACGUCGUGAACGGCGAUGCUUACAACGUCAUCCUCUCCCUGAAAGGCAACAAGUGGGAGGUGGAUACGCUAGACAAGCUUCCCGAAGGUGUUCAGCCCCAGAUUUCUCCGGGAGAACUCAUCGAGUGCGAAGAGGUGAUCCGCGCCGACCCCGAGGUAUGCAGGCUCGCAGCUGAAGUCGGCGUCAAACCGGAGCAACUGUACGCCGACGGAUGGUCCAUCGGCUACGACGAGCGUUUCCCGAAGAAGCAGCGUCUGCAGCAAGCUCUCCUCUUCGCCCGGUUCUCGGAGCACGACAACCUCUACGCGCACCCGAUGGAUUUCAUCCCGGUGAUGGACGCGAACACGCUGAAAGUCGUCCACAUCGAUUUCCCAGCGCACUAUUCCACAACCGAAGAGUCCAAGGGCGAGCUCUCGGCUUCGACCACCAAGUAUCCACCGCUCGACGCGGACCAGCUGGCCCACGCCAAGCGCGAGCGUAUUCCCCCGCCGAGAGAGGCGUUCGACUUCCUCCCCGACCUGGCCGCGCAGAAGCAGAAGGAGGGCGAGAAGCCGUUCAAGCUCCGGGAUGACAUCAAGCCGCUGCAUGUCGUCCAGCCCGAGGGCGUCAGCUUCAAGGUCGACGGCCACGUCCUCGAGUGGCAGAAAUGGAAAAUGCACGUCUCGUUCACGCAUCGGGAGGGACUGGCGCUCUCCACCAUCACGUACGACGACGACGGCGAGGUUCGGCCGGUCUUUUACAGGCUGUCGUUGGCGGAGAUGGUGGUGCCGUAUGCGGCGCUGGAACACCCUCAUCCCCGCAAGUUUGCCUUCGACUCUGGCGAAUACGGCAUGGGCACGAUGGCGAACGAGCUUACGCUGGGCUGCGACUGCCUCGGCCAGAUCCACUACAUGCCCGGUUCUUACGUCGCGCACGACGGCAGCGCCGUCAUCAUAAAGAACGUGAUUUGCAUCCACGAGGAGGACGCCGGGCUGCUGUGGAAGCAUACCGACUACCGUCCCGGCGGACGCGGCCAUGCCGUGCGCAGCCGGCGGUUGGUGGUCAGCAUGGUCUGCACGCUCGCCAACUACGAGUACGUGUGGAACUACCACUUUUACCAGGACGGGACGAUCGAGUUCGAGGUCCGGCUGACGGGGAUCCUGAACGUGUACACGGCGCGGCCGGACGAGAAGCUGACGUACGGGACGAUGGUCGCGCCGCAGAUCAACGCGCAGUAUCACCAGCACAUCUUCUCGCUCCGCGUCGACCCGAUGAUCGACGGCCUGCGCAACUCGGUCGUCGAGUCGGACGUGCUCCCCGCUGCGGCGGACGAGGACGCGGAGGCGAAUUACGCCGGGAACGCGUUCGUGGUGCGGGACACGACGCUGAAGACGGAGGGCGAGGGCGCGCGCGAGUUCGCGUACGAGACGGAUCGGCGGUGGCGGAUCGUGAACCCGAACAGGCGGCAUUAUGCGUCGGGCCAGGAGGUGGGGUAUGGGGUGAUGAUGAAGGGCGGGGCGGCGCCGUUGAUGGCGGGGGAGGGGAGCUGGGUGGCGAAGAGGGGAGGGUAUGCGAGGAAGGCGCUUUGGGUGGUGAGGGAGGAGGAGGGGGCGAAGGGGGGGAGGAUGUGGCCGGCGGGCAAGUAUGUGCCGCAGACGAGGGAGGAGCCGGAGGAUUCAGUGGGGCGGUGGGCGCAGGGGGAGGGGAGCAUCGAUAACGAGGAUAUCUUGGUGUAUGUGACCGUCGGGACGACGCAUAUUCCAAGGCCGGAGGAUUGGCCAGUGAUGCCGGUGGAGCAUCUCCGUGUCGCGUUCAAGCCCGUGAGCUUCUUCAAGGCCAAUCCGAGCUUGGACGUGCCGGGUGUGAAGGACCCGAAGAGCGUCGCGGCUUUCGCAGAUGUCCAUGCUAAUGGCACGAACGGGGCUUGCUGCGCCUGAGUUGCGUGAACCUCGGUCUAUCCCACUUGUUCUUGGCCUCCUGGAGGACUCGUUUUUUGAGGGCACAAAUCGAAGCUGUAGCAUGCACCAUAUGACUUGAGUGCCGGCUUGGCAUACGCAACAAAUGCACCGGUAGUCUGUGUACAAUGUACGGAUCGAUAUAGCUUUAACGUGCAAUCUAUCAUCGCACUCCA